This is a messenger RNA of Fulvia fulva, 171 nucleotides long. RefSeq lists its product as uncharacterized. The record is from RefSeq and is a predicted model, not a curated record. The coding region runs from base 1 to 171 and encodes 56 amino acids. The transcript is spliced from 2 exons. Lineage: Eukaryota; Fungi; Ascomycota; Dothideomycetes; Mycosphaerellales; Mycosphaerellaceae.
AUGCCCGAGAAGCAACAAAUGACCAAGGGCGAUAGCUCUCGUAUCCAGUCUUCUGAGGCCAAGUCUGGUAACGAUCCUGGCUUUGCCGCUCGUGCUCAGGCUGCAGGUGAUAAGAAUGCCAAUGCUGGAAACCAAGGUGGCCAGAACAACUCUGGAGGCAACAAGAAGUGA